AUGGGCGACAACAUGGAAGGCGAUACCGCGGCUGCAAAGGCAUUUGCCGCCCAUGCACGCAACCUCCUCACCGACGGCCUCCGCAAGGACUUCCCCCACAUGGAUCUGAUGGAUGUCGAUCGGACUGUCAAUCGUGCCGUCCAGGAGAUUGCGAAUGGACUUGAGCAAGCCAAACCACAGAUGAGAGCAAGUAAAUCCAAGAGCGGCUUCUUCUCCCUGCCACCUGAGAUCCGCAAUGACAUCUAUAACCUGGUCUUCCCCGCAAGCGACUCGAACCCGACUGUGACGUUCAAGGAGCCGAAGAACGUGGGUAAGAAGGCCAAAAACGCUGUCAUCGCCGACUUCGCCUUCCCGAAAUUUCUGCAUGCCUCGCGGCAGAUCCGCAACGAGGCCAUGCCCAUCUUUCUGAGCAGCCUAUGUGUGAGGGUGCUUGCGGCACUGUACCUGAAUGGAUCAGAAGUGUCUACAGCGCGAUGCGAGAAGGACCAAGCUCCGCUUUCCAUGACCUGGAUCGCAGGCCUUGGCAAGGAGCACGCAAAGAUGAUCAAGAAGUUUACUACAUUCGUGGACGCGCUUCAGUUCGGACGUCGACGAGAGACUCCUCUCAGCCUCGAACUGCGAGGGACCAACGGGGAGAUACUGGAGGAUUUGGGAUUCAGCGAACUCGGGAUGCGGAAAGAGGCGAUGGGUCUUUCUUUUCCGACUACUUUCGGAUCCAGCUUGAAGGUCGGGUGGAAGUCGCGUACGGAUGAGUAUGAUCUCACCUCAAACCACGCGACAAAUAGCACGUCCGUCUACAGAAUCAUGGAUGACGACGACGACACCAAGUCCUCGAAGGCGCUCCUCGCAGACACUCGCACAUCUCUCACGGAGGACCUUCGCUAUCAGUUUCCCUUCAUGAGGACAUCACUCAUGAAUGAGGCGGUCGAGGCGACUCUUACAGCACUGCAGCAGAAGGUCGAAGAAGCCAAGCCACAAAUCACCGCAAGCAAAGCCCGCUCCAGCUUCUUCUCCCUCCCAGCUGAACUCCGCACCUACAUCUACGACCUCUCCUUCGCACCCACCGACCAAGGCACCUACCACGCCGUCUUGGACGAGUCCCGCUACCCCCUGAAGCGAAGAGGAUGCUACCGCGCGACGGGCUCGGGACCCUACCAGACAGCCGGCCCAGACCCCCGCGUGGGAUUCCCGGCAUUGCUGCAUGCGUCCCGACAAGUUCGCGCCGAGGCGAUGCCUGUCUUCUUGAGGAAUCUGACGGUCCUCGUGGCGUCUGACCGAUUGGAGGAUUGGGAUUCUCACGAUGAUGUGGUUGUUGCGAGGGCCUGGUUGCGGGGACUGGGUCCGAAGUACGUCAAGCUGGUCAAGAAGUUUGUGCUGUCGCCCGUCACUGCUGGAGGAGUACCUGAUAAGAGUAGACUCUGGGAGAUGUUUGGCUUUGGGGGACUGGGGUUGCGGGAGGACGCGGUUGAGGUGAGCGUCUUGCAUAUGGUUUUUUGCGAGCAGUUGAUGCUGGAGAACACAUGA
Molecule: messenger RNA, 1524 nt
Organism: Zasmidium cellare ATCC 36951
Lineage: Eukaryota; Fungi; Ascomycota; Dothideomycetes; Mycosphaerellales; Mycosphaerellaceae
Exons: 4
Coding region: 1-1524 (507 amino acids)
Source: RefSeq, a predicted model, not a curated record